Messenger RNA from Mangifera indica (mango), 2893 nucleotides. RefSeq names its product linoleate 13S-lipoxygenase 2-1, chloroplastic-like. Gene Ontology annotation, molecular function: protein binding; metal ion binding; oxidoreductase activity, acting on single donors with incorporation of molecular oxygen, incorporation of two atoms of oxygen. Gene Ontology annotation, biological process: lipid oxidation. The record is from RefSeq and is a predicted model, not a curated record. The transcript is spliced from 9 exons. Lineage: Eukaryota; Viridiplantae; Streptophyta; Magnoliopsida; Sapindales; Anacardiaceae. The coding region runs from base 94 to 2808 and encodes 904 amino acids.
CCCAUCCUCAAUCCAAUCUCUAUAUAAACCCUCCAUGUCUUAACAAAUAUAUCACACAAAUCAAAUCAUCAAACUGUGGUUUCUUAAGUAAACAUGUUGAAGCCUCAACUUGAUCAAUCUCCUAUUGCCAAACCCCUCUUCCCAUUGGCCAACAAGCCAUUUCUCCAUGGAAAUGGUGCCUCGGCCAAUGCUUUUCUUCCUCUUCACUCAAGAUCCUCACUCGAAAAAACUCCCAAAAUUCGAGUUGGGUUCGUCCCCUCCAACAUCAAAGCCUCAAAGGUCGAUUUAGUCGAACGAAAAAUCACCACUGUUACGGCUGUUGUCACUGUCAUUCCAACCGUCAGUAGUUUGCUUUCUAGCAUUUCUAUUGAUAGCGGUUUGGAUACUUUACAAGAUGCCCUCGGAAAAUCUCUCCUGUUGGAGCUCGUUAGCUCCGAGCUUGACCGCAAGACGGGAUUGGAGAAGCCAACCAUCAAGGCGUUUGCACACAAAGCGAAGGAGGUGAAAGGACAGGCAACAUACGAGGCUGAGUUCGAAAUUCCGAAGGAUUUCGGAGAAGUUGGAGCCAUGUUUGUGGAGAAUGAACACCACAAGGAGAUGUUUUUAAAGGAUAUUGUCCUUGAUGGGUUUGACACCGGUAAGGUGAAGAUAAUAUGUGGCUCAUGGGUUCAGCCUAAGAGCGAUAAGACGCAGAAGAAGAGAGUCUUCUUUGCAGCAAAGUCAUACUUGCCAUCAAACACGCCGAAUGGAUUGAGGAGAUUGAGAGAAGAAGAGCUUGAGAAACUACGAGGCAACGGACAAGGAGAGCGCAAGAACAGUGAGAGAAUUUACGACUAUGAUGUGUACAAUGAUCUUGGAAACCCUGAUAAGAGCGGAGAUUUGGCUCGACCGGUGCUUGGCGGGAAGCAACACCCUUACCCUAGACGCUGCCGAACGGGGCGGCCUCGGUGUAAAAAAGAUCCAAGUUCAGAGAAAUUAGCAACCAGCACGAUCUACGUACCGAGGGAUGAAGCCUUCUCAGACAUAAAAGAGCUCACAUUUUCAGCAAAAACACUCUACUCAGCCUUGCAUGCUUUAAUUCCAGCCAUCCAAACUGCCAUCGUUGACACCAAUUUAGGCUUUCCAUACUUCACCGCCAUAGAUAACCUCUUCAACGAAGGCAUUCAGUUGCCCCCACUCACUAAACAAGGCUUCUGGAAAACACUCAUUCCCAGAUUAGUCAAAGCCAUUGAGGAUACCAGUGAAGAUGUGUUGCGCUUUGAGACCCCUGACACCAUGGCCAGAGACAGAUUUUUUUGGUUCAGCGAUGAAGAAUUUGCUCGCCAAACCCUAGCUGGUCUCAACCCCUUAUGCAUAAAAUUGAUUACGGAAUGGCCAUUGAAAAGCACACUGGACCCUCAAGUGUAUGGCCCCCCUGAAUCAAAAAUCACCACAGAAAUCAUUGAGCGAGCAAUCAAAGGCUUCAUGACUAUUGACGAGGCCAUAAAACAAAAGAAGCUCUUCAUUCUAGAUUACCAUGACUUGAUGCUACCAUACGUUAAGAAAGUGAGAACCCAAGAGAACACAACGCUUUAUGGAUCUCGCACGGUGUUUUUCCUAACCCCUGGUGGCACGUUGAGGCCUCUGGCCAUCGAGCUCGUUCGGCCACCGAUGGACGGCAAACCCCAGUGGAAAGAAGUGUACACUCCCUGUUGGUACUCCACAGGUUGCUGGCUAUGGAGGUUGGCUAAAGCUCAAGUCGUCGCCAUUGACUCUGGUUAUCACCAACUUGUUAGCCACUGGCUAAGAACUCAUUGCUGCACAGAGCCUUACAUAAUUGCCACGAACCGGCAUCUCAGUGUGAUGCACCCAAUCUAUAGAUUAUUGCACCCCCAUUUCCGGUACACAAUGGAGAUCAAUGCCCUAGCUCGAGAAAAGCUAAUCAAUGCCGAUGGUAUCAUUGAAACCAGUUUCUCACCAGGCAAGUACUCCAUGGAGCUCAGCUCUGCUGUAUACGAUGCCGUCUGGCGUUUCGAUCACGAGGCCUUGCCCCAAGAUCUAAUUAGCAGAGGGAUGGCUGUGGAAGAUCCAAAUUCUCCUCAUGGCCUAAAGCUAACAAUUGAAGACUACCCUUACGCCAACGAUGGACUUGUUCUCUGGGACGCAUUAAAACAGUGGAUGACAGAUUAUGUGAACCACUAUUAUCCCGAUCCAAAACUUGUAGCCUCCGAUCAAGAGCUCCAGGCAUGGUGGAAAGAGAUCAAGAACGUUGGACAUGGAGAUAAGAAGGACGCGACAUGGUGGCCUGAGCUCAAAACCCCGAAAGAUUUAGUCCAUAUCGUCACAACCAUUGCCUGGGUGGCCUCCGGUCACCACGCCGCCGUGAACUUCGGUCAGUAUUCAUAUGCAGGAUAUUUUCCCAACCGGCCAACAAUUGCAAGAAUCAAUAUGCCUACAGAGGAUCGCUCGGAAGAGGGAUGGAAAUUCUUAAUGGAGAAGCCGGAAGUUGUGCUUUUGAGAUGCUUUCCUUCGCAGGUUCAGGCGUCGGUGGUGAUGACGGUGCUGGAUGUGCUGUCCAAUCACUCUCCCGAUGAGGAGUAUUUGGGGCAGCUGGCGGAGCCGGCCUGGGAAGACGAUCCGAUAGUGAAAAGUGCUUUCGAGAAAUUUAAUGGGAAGUUGAUGGAGUUUGAGGGAAUUGUGGAUGCGAGGAAUGGGAAUACGAAGUUGAAGAACAGAAAUGGAGCUGGGGUUUUGCCGUAUGAGUUGUUGAAGCCAUUUUCGGAAUCCGGAGUCACAGGGAAAGGAGUUCCUUACAGUAUUUCCAUCUAGGCUUGUAAUUUUCAGAGAGAAAUAAUAGACGAGGUGUUUAAAUUCUCAAAUAAUGCAUGAAAAUGCUAUAUUUAAAGUUAUUUUA